AUGGGUGAAUCCGGUGAUAAAGCGGAUCCCCCAUCGUCAGCUAGCAAGCAGCACGAGCAGAAAGAACUUACCAGCAGGAUGCGUGUCGGUGAAGAAGAUCUGCCAAGCCUCGAGUACAUCGAGGAUCCGUACAUACCGAAGCUCGAUCCGAAUUGCUUUACCCCCUCGCUGGACGAGGUGUACGACAUCGACGAAGAUGAUGGACUGAUCGGUCACGAGGAGCAGCACUGGUCGGACGAAACGGAACGUUAUCUACGCUCACUAACACUCGAUCAAAUUCUCGGUGUCCCGUCCGAUGAUGAAGAUAUCGAUCCAACAUCCGAGGUGGAACUGCAAACCGUAGAAACUGAGUUUAAUCCACCCUUAUCCUCCGACGAAGGAGACGCUAGCGAGCAGGCAUGCAAUCGUACCAUUCGAUCACCUGGCAAGGAUCCGGGCGAACGGAUGGGUGUGGGAAUUUGUUUCGAACCUGCCGGCAACAAUGAUACACCCAGCCCAUUACCGGGCGGCGGUGGAGGUAUGGUACGAAACAUUCUGGCCAGCCGAUUGCUGCUCGGAAGUGCCACCAACAGACGCAUCCGUGCGCUGUUCAAUCGGCGCAAAAUUCGGGACGUGCGAGUCACGUUCAUCGAUUUCUCGAAGCCAUAUCUGGCCCGUAUCUCGAGUGGUGAUAACUACAAAAGCUUCCUCAACAUUGGGAGUGCGCCAGACAAUUCUGGAAAAUUAUCUGAUGCAUCUCCAGUUGGAUCUAUCAGCUCUGCCGAAAUAGCGAAUGAAUUUUCCGGCCUAUCAGCUGAGGAGCAAACAGCGCAGCGUGAAGAAUGGAGUCAGGAAUUGGCACGUGUCGAAGAGGAGAUAACAACGCUACGGACGGUGCUACAGUCAAAAAUGCGCCAUGCCAGCGAGCUGAAGCGUAAGCUCGGUAUUACCGUGUGGAAGGAAAUCACGGACGACGUCAGCCAAGGAUUUAAGAACGUCAAAGAGAGCAACGUUUAUCAAAGCGUCGAAACGAAGGUCGGAGAAAUAACGAACGUGGUUACAAGUGCACCGAUCUAUCAAAAGACGGAAAGUGCGAUCAAAACGACAGCCGGUAAGACAACAUCUGUGAUCGGUGGCAUAGCGGGCAAAAUGACACAAAAGCUGACGGAAAUGAAGCAGUCCGAUUCAUUCCGAUCGUUUGAAGAACGUGUUGGAUCCGCGUACGAAAAUGUUCGGUCGAAGGUUUCAUCGCGCUCCAGCUCGGUGCAGAGCUUGUCUGAUAUUCAGAAUGACGAGCGUCGCAGUUCCGUGACAACACCAACCGCCAUCCCAGAGGAGAAACCGAUCCCUUAAGCUCGUGACACGGUGGCGG
Molecule: messenger RNA, 1351 nt
Organism: Anopheles maculipalpis
Lineage: Eukaryota; Metazoa; Arthropoda; Insecta; Diptera; Culicidae
Product: tumor protein D52
Exons: 6
Coding region: 1-1332 (443 amino acids)
Cellular component (GO): cytoplasm
Source: RefSeq, a predicted model, not a curated record